This is a messenger RNA of Hippocampus zosterae (dwarf seahorse), 3235 nucleotides long. It is a transcript of the gene lrrcc1, whose product is annotated as leucine rich repeat and coiled-coil centrosomal protein 1. Bases 240 to 3149 code for a protein of 969 amino acids. The record is from RefSeq and is a predicted model, not a curated record. Gene Ontology annotation, molecular function: protein binding. Gene Ontology annotation, cellular component: centrosome; cytoplasm. The transcript has 19 exons. Lineage: Eukaryota; Metazoa; Chordata; Actinopteri; Syngnathiformes; Syngnathidae.
CUCCGCUACGUCACGUAAACGGAAAAGAAGCGGCCAGUUCAACGACAGACACUCAACCAAAUAAGCUCCGACUGCGUCGUUGCCCAGUUUUCAAGGAAAACCUUUUUUUUAAGCACAUUUCACGGGAUUUGUUGACUAAUCGUCAACCCCGUUGUAAACUUUUGUUACCAUGACAACCUACUUCAUAUAAAAGCAAAAUCUGGGGGUUUGAGUUUGUUCGAUUGUAGUCACUGCACGUUAUGGAAGAAAAGGAAUUAAGUCUCAUCGACAAGAAUAUUUCAAGCCUGCUGGAGGUUCCCCUGCGUCCCACCAUCACAUCACUCAACCUGCACUGCAACCGCAUUCCGAGGAUCGAGGGUCUGACAUCGGCGUGGCUCUUGAGACAUUUGGACCUGUCCUCCAACUGCAUUGCUAAAAUUGAGGGUCUCGCUUCUCUCACGACCCUGAGGACUUUAAAUUUAUCUUGCAAUGCCAUCACCAAGGUUGAGGGACUGACCGGCCUGGUGAAUUUAACAAGGUUAGACUUGUCCUUCAAUCAGAUAAAUGACCUCAGUGGCCUAUUGCACCUUCACGGCCCCGGACGCAAGCUCAAGCACCUCGGUCUCCAUAGCAACCGCCUCGGCAGCAUCGAGCACCUCCUGCAGUGCUUGAAGGGAUUGCAGGCUUUAAGUGAGGUGCUUUUGAGCCACGGCGGCAAGGACAACCCGCUGUGCACGACGCCAGGUUACCGUGAGAUGGUGAUGCAGUCAUUGCCACAAGUGUCAUUUCUUGAUGGCCUGGAUCGUCUCGGACAGCCGUCAUAUUCCACGGCCGACAGUCCGUGCGACAUACCCGGGCUCGAGAACUAUGUGGACCUCCUCCUGGUCUCCGAGGCCGGAAACAAUCAAGAGGAUGCUCUUUUGACCACGCCCAGUAUCAGGGAAGUACUGAGCCACUUUGGACACAGCGUGGCCAUUGAAGCCUUUGGCGAUUCAACGGCAGCCCCCGACGGGCAGGGCAUCCAGCAGCUGCAGCAGCAGCAGAAGGGCGAAGAGCGGGUCAAGAAACUGGAGCUGCAGGUGUCUCACCUUCUUCAGCAGGCUUCCGCAAGGCACGAGUGCAGUCAGCCCGGCCGCUCUGCGGUCAAAGCGCGGGCAGCCACAAAUGACACGGACCGCACGUCGGAAAGCGAUCGCGACAGCGGCAAGGAAAACGCCGCUCGCCGCGCCGUCCCAAAAUAUCGCAAGCCCGCAUCGAGGACCACGACGAGCAAGAGCUCAGACAGGUGGUCUUCCGGCACCGUCAAAGGGGGCGUUGAGGCAUCGGUUCCCAAAAGGAGGGUCGCACCGAGAGCCGGCAAGGAGCCGACGGAUGCGAAAAGCAAGUCUAUUGAGGAAGAAACCUAUAAGGCUAUCGUGGAGGAGCGGGACCGGGAGAGAGAGAGGCGCUGGAAGGCCGAGCAGGACGUCACCAAGUUAACGGACCAAUUGAAGUGCCUGAAGACCAAAGUCGCUGAGGAGCAAAACCUGCAGACUAUGGCCAUGCACACCACCGACAGGCUUAAAGAUUUGCUGCUGAAGGAGCGUUCGGGACGCCGUGAGCUGGAGUCUCGCAUGCAGCAGCUGAGCCGGCAGCUGGAACAGGCGCGCGGCAGCGAGGAGCGGCACAAGCGUGCCUUCCGGCAACUGGAGGAGGACGUCGCCCACGGGGAGGCUUUGCGGGCUCGCCAGCAGGCACAAGAAAUGAAGCGGCAGCAGGAGCUGGAGAACAAGGCGGCGGCCCUGAGCCGAGACUUGGACGUCCAGCGAGCCAAAGUGCAGCAGCUGCACCAACUGCUGGUGUGUAGGGAACGAGAAGACAGAAAGCAGCCGGGCGGGACAGAGUUCCUGGCGGCGGUGGCGAGAGAAGUGGCGUCCGAGAAGCAAAGUUACGCUCGGAGAGAGUCCGAGUUGAAGGCUCAAGCGGAGGAGGGCAAGAGAGCCUACGCGGCCCUGGAGGACGAAUUCCGCAUGGCGCUCACCUUUGAGGCCGCCCGAUUCUCUGAGUUGAAGAAGGCGUGCGACGAGAUGACAGCAGAGCUGCCGGAGCUGCGGGUGACGCUGGCUCAGUCGCAGCAGGCGGAGAAGAAAUCGGCUUCCCUGGUGCGGGAGCUCGCGGCGCUGGCGGAGGAGCAGAAGGGCCGCAUCGCAGAGCUCAUCCGUGCAAAGAAAAACGUUGUGACCGAGUUCAAGAGGCGCGCCCGGGCUCUGGAGGCCGACCUGGAUCGGGACCGCCGUACGCGCCUUCAGCUGGAGGCGCUCAAGAAGGACAAAGCGCGACUAUCGUCUCAGCUGGGCGCGCAAGAGUCCGUCAUCGAUGGCCUCAGGGCAGAGAGGCGCCUCUGGGGGCAGGAGCUCGCUCAGCAAGGAGCAUCUCUGGCUCAGGACCGCGGGCGUCUGGAGGCCAGGAUCGAGGCGCUAAGCGCCGAGGUGGAGGCGCAGAAGAAGCAAAUGGAGCGGGACCGCGACACGCUCCAAAUUAAAGCCAAAAUCACGGAGGAUCAAACGGAAUCCAUCCGCAAACUCAAAGAGACGCUGCGGGAGCGCGACGAGCAGGCCCGCGGCCUCCGCGACGACAACGCCCGGGCCGAGGAGACCUUCCGGCGGCGGCUCGACGAGGAGACCUCUCGGCUGUCGGAGCUGGAGGGCCACGCGCAGCGCCUCGGCUUGCGCAAGGACGAGCUCAAGCGGCAGUUGGAGGACAAGGAGGCCGAAGUCGCCGAGCUCAAACGAGUUCACAGUGAGUCGAGUAAAAAGUGGCACGAAAAGGCUCAGCUUCUCACUCAACUGGAGAGCCAAGUGAAGCGCAUGAAGGAAAACUUUGAGAGCAAGGAACGCGCGCUCCUGGAAGAGAACCAACACUUGGCCGAGGCGCACGGAGCGGCGGUGGAGAAGCUGCGAUGCAUGGACCAUGCCUUUUGCGCGCAGCUGCAGUCCCUCCAGGCCGCCCAUCAGGCCCAGUUGCUGCAGCUGGCGGACGACCGGCGCGCUCGCAUAGAAGAAGCCGAUCGAAAGGUCUUAGAAGUUGAGGAGGAGAUGCGUCAGUUGCUGCUUGAGGUGGAGGCCAACAAGAGGAUCACAGAGGAGAAAAUGAAACGCCUUAACAGUGUGCUAAAAGAUUUCAACUGCUAAAAUACUGUACAUUGGUCAUAUGUCAGCGCAGAUGGGUUUUAGUUUUUUACAAGUUCGUUUUUAUGAAUUAAAUUAUUUUAAAUGAC